AUGACGCCACUACGUCCGCGAAUGGGUCGCACCGUCACCCUGAUAUUAGCAAUGUGUACUUGGAUCAUGGGCGUCAUCCUCGGCAUACCGUCACUUAUUUACUACAAGACUUACACCCUACCGUACCCCGAUGGCGAGGCCAGAGUUAUCUGCUACCCAGAAUGGCCGGACGGUGUCACUAACUUAUCAAUGAUGGAAUACAUUAUUUUAAUUGAAUCGGUGAGAAUAAGAACAGUACAAGUCCAAAGUCAUUUUUUAAAAUAA
Molecule: messenger RNA, 264 nt
Organism: Brassicogethes aeneus
Lineage: Eukaryota; Metazoa; Arthropoda; Insecta; Coleoptera; Nitidulidae
Source: the annotation of a GenBank genome assembly